This is a messenger RNA of Fonsecaea nubica, 702 nucleotides long. RefSeq lists its product as hypothetical. The coding region runs from base 1 to 702 and encodes 233 amino acids. Gene Ontology annotation, molecular function: protein N-terminal-serine acetyltransferase activity; protein-N-terminal-alanine acetyltransferase activity. The transcript has 2 exons. Lineage: Eukaryota; Fungi; Ascomycota; Eurotiomycetes; Chaetothyriales; Herpotrichiellaceae. The record is from RefSeq and is a predicted model, not a curated record.
AUGGCCGAGAAGACUUUCCACUAUGAGCAGCGACGCCUGGAGAACGAGCUUGUCGCCCUCGUACCAUUCGAGCCCAGCAUCCACACGGCGCCUUUUGUCGAGAUGAUCAAGACCUACCCAGACAUGUUUACGUACAUUCCCUUUCCAGUCAUAAACGACGAGGCCGACUUCUUGAGAGAGGUAUACGAGGGUAUACACGCAUCCCCUGCAGACUGUCUGUUCGCAGUGAUGGACAAGGUCGUCUCCCCGGGGGCACUGGACACGAGCGCAAAGUUUGCCGGUGUUGUGUCUCUGACAGCCACGAACCCCGUCAACGCCGUCACCGAGGUUGGUGCAAUGAUCUUCCCAGCGUUCCAGCGCACCCACGUGGCGACCAAUGCUAUAGGACUCCUCCUCUUCUGGACGCUCGAUCCACCCUCGGCAGGCGGUCUAGGGCUGCGCCGCGUUAUAUGGCAAUCACAUGCAGGAAACGACGUAUCUCGAAGAGCUGCCGUGAGGAUCGGGUUCGAGUUUGAAGGGAUCGCGAGGUGGGAUCGCGUAUUUCCGCGCGGCAAGGUGGCCCUCUCGGCAGAAGCCCUCAGAUUGAGGAACGGCACGCAGGAGGAACAGCCUGGGAGGCACACCGCUGUCUAUUCGAUCGUAUGGGACGAAUGGGAGGACAAGCGACCCAAGAUUGCGGCGCUGAUGGAGAAGAGAAAAUGA